This is a messenger RNA of Rhinolophus ferrumequinum (greater horseshoe bat), 2597 nucleotides long. RefSeq names its product CD36 molecule (gene CD36). The coding region runs from base 325 to 1743 and encodes 472 amino acids. NCBI's taxonomy places the organism in Eukaryota, Metazoa, Chordata, Mammalia, Chiroptera, Rhinolophidae. The record is from RefSeq and is a predicted model, not a curated record. The transcript is spliced from 15 exons. Gene Ontology annotation, molecular function: low-density lipoprotein particle receptor activity; scavenger receptor activity; low-density lipoprotein particle binding. Gene Ontology annotation, cellular component: caveola; cytoplasm; cell surface. Gene Ontology annotation, biological process: lipoprotein transport; lipid storage; amyloid-beta clearance by cellular catabolic process.
UUUUUUAAGUGUACUUAAACUCACACACUUUAUGUAAUGAGGAUUUCAGUGUAGGGCUUUUCUGCAGAAUACCACUUGGUCCUACUAAGAAUUGUCUAUUCAAAUGUUGGAGCAUUUGACUAAAAAUCCUUCUUAGCCUUUUUGAAGAUCACUGACAAAUGAUUAGAACUGAUUCUUUCUGAAACAUCAGCUCUCUUCCUAUAAAAUCCAAAUCUUGCUGUUUAUUUGUGAAUAAGGACCAGACUUCUUGGAAACCACGUUAAUUAGAACUGAGAGUCUGAAAGAAGCAGGUGCUGAACCUUAAUUUUCCCCUAAACAAGAAAAAUGGGUUGUAAUAGAAACUAUGGGCUCAUCGCUGGUGCUGUGAUUGGGGCAGUCCUGGCUGUGUUUGGAGGCAUUCUAAUGCCAGUUGGAGACUUGCUAAUUGAGAAAACCAUUAAAAAGGAAGUUGCCCUUGAAGAAGGUACAACUGCCUAUAAAAACUGGGUUACAACAGGCACAGAAGUUUACAGACAGUUUUGGAUCUUUGAUGUGCAAAAUCCAGAUGAAGUGGCAAUUAAUAGCAGCAAUGUUAAGGUUAAGCAAAGAGGUCCUUACACGUACAGAGUUCGUUAUCUAUCCAAGGACAAUAUUACCCAUGACCCUAUGACGAACACAGUCUCUUUUGUACAGCCCAAUGGUGCCAUUUUUGAACCUUCACUAUCAGUUGGAUCCGAGAAUGACAACUUCACCAUUCUCAAUCUAGCUGUAGCUGCUGCACCACAUCUCUAUCCAAAUGCAUUUGUUCAAGUGUUACUCAAUUCACUUAUCAAAAAGUCAAAAUCAUCUAUGUUUCAAAGGAGAAGUGUGAAAGAAAUAUUGUGGGGCUACAAGGAUCCCUUCUUGAGUUUGGUUCCAUAUCCUAUUUCUACCACAGUUGGUGUGUUUUUUCCUUACAACAACACUGCGGAUGGAGUUUUUAAAGUUUUUAAUGGAAAAGAUGACAUAAGCAAAGUUGGCAUAAUUGACACUUAUAAAGGUAAAAAGACUCUCGGCUAUUGGUCAGAUUAUUGUGACUUGAUUAAUGGUACAGAUGCAGCCACAUUUCCCCCUUUUGUUGAGAAGACCCGGGUACUGCAAUUCUUUUCCUCUGACAUUUGCAGGUCAAUCUAUGCUGUGUUCGCAGAGGAACUUAAUCUGAAAGGAAUUAACGUGUAUAGAUUUGUUCUUCCACCCAAAGCCUUUGCCUCUCCUGUUCAGAAUCCAGACAACCACUGCUUCUGCACAGACAGAGAGGUCUCAAAUAAUUGUACAUUUUUUGGUGUGCUAGACAUUAGCAAGUGCAAAGAAGGAAAACCCGUGAUCCUUUCACUUCCUCAUUUGCUACAUGCAAGUCCUGAAAUUGCAGAAACUGUUGAAGGCUUAAAUCCAAAUGAAGAAGAACAUAAAACGUACUUAGAUGUUGAACCUAUAACUGGAUUUACUUUACGAUUUGCAAAACGGCUACAGGUCAACAUAUUGGUCAAGCCAGCGAAAAAAAUUGAAGCAUUGAAAGGUCUGAAGCGGAACUAUAUUGUGCCUAUUCUUUGGCUUAAUGAGACUGGUACCGUUGGUGAUGAGAAGGCAGAAAUGUUCAAAAGUCAAGUGACUGGAAAGAUAAACCUCCUUGGCACAGUAGAAAUGGUCUUACUCAGUGUUGGUGUGGUGAUGUUUGUUGCUUUUAUGAUUUCAUACUGUGCAUGCAGAUCAAAGACAGCAAAAUAAGCACCAAAUGUAUCUUUACAUCCAUGUGACAGCAACAUCAGGACAUUUGUUAAUACUGACCUAAAAAUGAAGAUUUCAUAUACUUUAUUUUUACAAAACACACCUAAUCUUACAGGUGAAGAAAUGCUGGCACAAUUUCAUUUUUCAUUUUUUUGCAUUAAGUAGCAGCACAUUUCUAAAGGAUUAUUAAGAUGUCAUUAAAAUCCAGACUUUGAACAAGAACUUGGCACGUUUUAAAAUUCAUCAUGUACACAACUGAAUUGAUUUCAGUUUCUACAGACCUGACUCAAGCAUGAACCGAUUAUUUUUAUUUGGUACUGAAUCACAAAUUGGUUCCCUGGUGACAAAUUCAGAAGAGGAAUGGACUUUCUGAACAAAUUCUGGACGCUGCACUCUUAUCUUCAAGGGAAAACACUAUUGGAGUGACCCUGUUCUGUUUCAACAGCCCCCAGACCUGUCAGCACAUCACAUUUAAUGAGCAUCACCUAUUUUCAAGGACACUGAACAACGGAAAAUAAAUGAUUAGCUGGGAGUCAUUCAUUAUACAUAAGUUUCUUUCUCUCUGGAAUUCUUUGUACAGCAACAGCAGGCAAUACAAUUAUGUUCUUUAUAACAAUAUGGGCUUACAUUUUUGUCACUGAUUACGCAAAUGGAUGUCACUGUUAGCAUAUUUUGGCUCCCCAUGUUUAAGGAAUUUGUCAUUUUCCACAUUCUGCAGCUCUUCUGGAAAUCUGAGUAGAUUUUGAUCGUUCCACUCAGUUACCUACAACUUCUGCUUCACAACUUCAGAACACUGUGCUAGUAUUAAAAGAUAUAAAUGAGAAUAAAGGAACUGUAUGAACGAAUACAAAGAA